CGGAGGGAGAGAAGAGCCUCGGAGAGAGCGAGCCUCCUCCCCCCCCCGGCCAUGGCGACCACCAGCACCACCGGCUCCACCCUGCUGCAGCCCCUCAGCAACGCGGUGCAGCUGCCCAUCGACCAGGUCAAUUUUGUAGUGUGUCAAGUGUUCGCCUUGCUGGCAGCCAUUUGGUUUCGAACUUAUCUACAUUCAAGCAAAACGAGCUCUUUUAUCAGACAUGUUGUUGCCACCCUUCUGGGCCUUUACCUUGCCCUUUUUUGCUUUGGAUGGUAUGCCUUACAUUUUGUUGUUCAAAGUGGAAUUUCAUACUCUAUCAUGAUCAUAAUAGGAGUGGAAAAUAUGCACAAAUACUGUUUUGUGUUUGCUUUGGGCUACCUCACAGUAUGCCAAAUUACUAGAGUCUAUAUCUUCGAUUAUGGACAAUAUUCUGCUGAUUUUUCAGGCCCAAUGAUGAUAAUUACUCAGAAGAUCACUAGUUUGGCUUAUGAGAUUCAUGAUGGGAUGUUUAGGAAAGAGGAAGAAUUGACUCCAUCACAGAGGGGCCUGGCUGUAAGACGUAUGCCAAGUCUCCUGGAGUAUUUCAGUUACAACUGUAAUUUCAUGGGCAUCCUGGCAGGCCCAUUAUGCUCAUAUAAAGACUACAUUACUUUCAUUGAAGGAAGGUCAUAUCAGCUGACACAGUCUGAAGCUAAUGGAAAAGAAGAAUUGCAAUUUGAACGAACAGAGCCAUCUCCAAACGCAGCUGUAGCACAGAAACUAUUAGUCUGUGCGCUUUCUUUAUCGUUUCACAUGACUGUCACCAAAACCCUGCCCGUGGAAUACAACAUUGAUGAUCACUUCCGCGCAACAGCAUCAUUGCCCAGGAAGGUCAUCUACCUAUAUGUCUCCCUUCUGGCGGCUAGACCCAAAUAUUACUUUGCUUGGACAUUAGCUGAUGCCAUAAAUAAUGCUGCAGGCUUUGGUUUUAAAGGAUAUGACAAAAAUGGAGCAGCACGCUGGGACUUAAUUUCCAAUUUGAGAAUCCAACAGAUAGAGCUUUCAACAAGUUUUAAGAUGUUUCUUGAUAACUGGAAUAUUCAAACAGCUCUUUGGCUAAAGAGAGUCUGUUAUGAAAGAGCGUCAUUCAGCCCAACUAUCCAGACUUUCAUCCUGUCAGCCAUUUGGCAUGGUGUUUAUCCAGGAUAUUAUCUAACAUUUCUAACCGGGGUGGUAAUGACACUCGCAGCCCGAGCCAUGAGAAAUAACUUCAGACACUACUUCAUCGAUCCCCCUCAAGUUAAGCUCUUCUAUGAUGUCGUGACGUGGGUAGCCACCCAAAUGGCCAUAAGUUACACGGUGGCACCAUUUGUACUUCUCUCGAUAAAGCCUUCCUUCAUGUUUUACAGCUCCUGGUAUUACUGUCUUCACAUUACUGGAAUCUUAGUGUUAUUGAUAUUGCCAGUGAAACCUCGGAAAGGAAAAAGAGCCCAGGAAAAUAACCAGCCCUCACAACCUACAGAGCUGGAGAAAAAAGAAAAUCCUUUGGGACAAGACAGUUAUCCGAUCACAAAUCAUGUUUUCAAUCAGAAGCGAGAAAUCACAUCCAGACACUCAGCGCUGAAACAAUGAUUGAGAAAAUUCAAUGAUGGAUAUAUUUUGUAUGUUUCCAGAACCCAGUACUAGCACCUUUCAAAGGGGUUUGUAUUUGAAAAGAUAUUGUGAUAAAAGGACGGUAACACAUGGGGAAUAUUUUGUAAGACUGGAGAUGGAACGAGUUAACCCCUCCCAUGCCAUGUCCCUGUGGGUCACACGCCUUAUAGAAAAAUAUCUCCAUGAUUUCAAUGGGCACUCAGGACUUCAGUGUAUGUCCGUAGGGUCAUAUGUGCCCCCUUGGCUGAAUGUACAUGGUGUAUCCCAAGGCACUGAUGGGGGAGAAAGUAAUGGUGUCAACCUUGAUGAUUAGAGGGAAAUGAACUUUUUCAGAUGAAUGCCUUGCCUUAAACCCUUGAUUUACUGAAAUAUUGUUUCUAAAAGGUAUUUUCAUGUUGUGUAUUAUGUGGGAGGCAUAUUUCACAUAUUGAAUGCUGAGUGCUGUAAAGGAACCGUGAAAUUCAAAGCCAAAUAUUUGAGCUUGUGAAUACUUUAAAAAUGCAAUAAACAUCUCAGUAUUUGGAGGGUUUUCUUAGAGUAUCUCAAACCAGAGUCCAUUGUAGAACCUCAGACGUGACUGAUGCCAAAUUGCAGUCAGCCUUGAUUACUGGAAGAGUGUACUCUGUGUCAGAAGCUCUUCUGAGAAGACUUUAAAAAUCUUCAAACUGAUAUUUUAAGCUCAUUUUACUCUCUUAAAAAAACACUACGUGAUCUUUGCAGCUAGGGACAAGUUGGCAACUUGGAGUAAGAUGAAAAUGAAGGAAAGGCAAGUAACCUGGUGCUCAGCAGGGCUCCUUCCUUUACUCUUAUAUGACUGAGUUUCUUGUGGUGUCGUAUUUAAGGCAUUUAUGAAUGCAAUAGCUCUUUCCUCCUAUGAAUUAAAAAAUGGAAAUUAUUUGGACAUAGAAGGUAUAGAUUUAGGAAAAUCUUCUAAAGUAAUUGACUCACUGAGGUUGAACGGCAGUAAUUGAAAAAUGAAAUAUGGCUUGGCAACACUGCCCGCUGGGCCCUGUGACUGACUAGCCAGCUGGCUUCUGAGCCAGGACAACCUGUGUCGCUGUCUGGAGGCAAUUGGGGCUGGAGAUGGUUAAAUUGGGGUUUUGGUGUCGAAAUGGCCAUCUUUAUGAACUAAGAUUGUAGAGAUAAAAAUAACACUUGGAACAAAUAAAUUGAUCUCACUUUUCAA
Molecule: messenger RNA, 2818 nt
Organism: Ornithorhynchus anatinus (platypus)
Lineage: Eukaryota; Metazoa; Chordata; Mammalia; Monotremata; Ornithorhynchidae
Gene: MBOAT2
Product: membrane bound O-acyltransferase domain containing 2
Exons: 13
Coding region: 52-1611 (519 amino acids)
Biological process (GO): lipid modification
Cellular component (GO): membrane
Molecular function (GO): acyltransferase activity
Source: RefSeq, a predicted model, not a curated record